Molecule: messenger RNA, 1181 nt
Organism: Musa acuminata subsp. malaccensis (wild Malaysian banana)
Lineage: Eukaryota; Viridiplantae; Streptophyta; Magnoliopsida; Zingiberales; Musaceae
Source: RefSeq, a predicted model, not a curated record
AUGCUUCAUCCAGAGAAGUUUGUCAAACUAGGUAUUGAUCCUCCAAAAGGUGUUCUCUGUUACGGGCCCCCAGGAACUGGCAAAACAUUACUAGCUAGAGCAGUAGCUAACAGAACAGAUGCUUGCUUUAUUCGUGUCAUCGGAAGUGAGCUUGUCCAAAAGUAUGUUGGAGAAGGGGCUCGGAUGGUUCGCGAGCUUUUUCAGAUGGCACGGUCAAAAAAAGCCUGCAUUGUCUUCUUUGAUGAAGUUGAUGCAAUUGGUGGUGCUCGGUUUGAUGAUGGGGUUGGUGGCGACAAUGAAGUUCAGCGUACCAUGCUUGAAAUUGUCAAUCAGCUUGAUGGAUUUGAUGCUAGAGGAAAUAUUAAAGUUCUAAUGGCUACCAACAGGCCUGAUACAUUAGACCCUGCACUGUUGCGUCCUGGACGAUUGGAUCGGAAGGUGGAGUUUGGUCUACCAGAUCUGGAGGGCCGAACGCAGAUAUUCAAGAUCCACACGAGGACCAUGAACUGCGAGAGGGAGAUUCGGUUUGAACUCCUUGCUCGCUUGUGCCCCAAUUCCACUGGGGCGGAUAUAAGGAGCGUUUGCACUGAAGCUGGCAUGUUUGCCAUCAGAGCAAGAAGGAAGACGGUCACGGAGAAAGACUUUCUCGAUGCAGUGAACAAAGUUAUUAAGGGUUACCAGAAGUUCAGUGCGACGCCCAAGUACAUGGUCUACAACUAGCAAAGUUAUUAAUUCGUUCGAUCCGCAUGCCCUGUGUUAUUCGCUCGAGGAGGCUCGUCUCCCCCUGUUCACUUCUCGUCUCCACUGUGAUGUUCCAUAAUCAGUUCCUGUUUCCCAUGACCUUGUACGUGCGUGCUCCAAGUCUUGGGUGGCGCACAACAUGCGAAAACAUUCUUUAAGGUGCGACAAAUUAUUGAAUUACUACUCUAGGGUUUUUUCUCUCUCUCUCUCUCUUUAGGAUAAGGGGUUGUGCGACAUUGGGUUUUGCACAAUGUCACUGGCACAUUGCUCGUGCAGGUUUUGCACACUGCUGAGAAUCUAUCUCUACCAUUUUUCUCACUUCAAUUGUAAGUAUGCAUUCAAAUCCAAUCUCCUAAAUUAAAUUAUCAACGAAACGGUUGUCUGUUGUAACCCUUACCAUCCGUCCAUGCUAUUAUUCUUGAAGGAGGGAGGGGAGGUAU